UCUGUUCUCCUCUCAAAAGCGGCCUGUUGUCCAUCGCAGUCCUUACAGACUUCCACCUCGUUUGGCGAUGGCUCCUUCCGCAGUAUACACUGCCCCUACCUCCUCGCAGGUUACGAUCCAGGUGCAGGCUCAGGAGAAGCCUGCCGUCGCAGCCGCCGUUCCCGCAAGAGGCCCUGCACUCGCUAUCGGCUCCCCCGCGACUGCGCAGGAUGGCAAGUAUCAGGCUUUGAUCACAUCUUUGGCGGAUUCGCGCGAGGUUGAGAGGCAUAUGGUCGACAGGUUGCUCGACGGAGCCACAACUCUCCCUCCCUCCAAGUUCGCAUCUGUGCAUGUCUCACUGUCCCCGCCUGAGUACGAAAACCUCGCGCCAAGGAUAUCCGACCUCCUUGCGCAGCUGCUGAAGGGCCUCGAGCCGCUAGGCACGCUCCACCUCCUCAACCUUGGCGCCUCCCUCCCCACUCUUCCCUCUGACCUCACCCUCGCCGGUUUUACCGUCCUCAGCGCGACGCAGGAGGGCGCCCUCAUCGCGCAAAAGCCCGCACACACCACAGGGGCAUCUACCUCCAUCAAAACCGCUUCCGUCGCCGCACUCCCCCUGCGGCGGAAGGCAGACCCGGCGAAGAAGGCGUCGAAGAAGGCGCUAUGGACGCUCAGCGCACCCGCUACGCCAACCAUCGACGCGGAGAGUCUUCUGACCCCCGCGGACCGUGAGCGGCCAGCGGCGUGCGAGCCUGCGGUCCGCGGUGCACCCCGGCGGAAGAAGGCGUGCAAGAACUGCACGUGCGGGCUCGCGGAGCUGGAGGCAGAGGAACUUGCGCAGAGCAAGGUCGUGCUGCUCGACGGCAAGGUCGACGGGCAGGCCAUCGAGGUGUCACAGGCUGAGAAGGAGCGUCUCGUGGCUGCCGCGGCGGCAGCACCCAAGGCGACGAGCAGCUGUGGAAACUGCUACUUGGGAGACGCAUUCCGGUGCUCGAGUUGCCCGUACCGAGGAUUGCCCGCCUUCAAGCCCGGUGAGAAGGUGGAGAUCGAUCUGGGGAUGGACGAUAUCUAAUCCCCGAUACCUGUCUGGGAAGCUGACCUCUUGGUAUCCAUAUUUUUGUCGUUAUAAGACACUAGUACUGUGCUAGUUAGAUGUAUCACAACCUUUGUAUCUUUGCAAGCCUUUGAAUCGUCAAACCAUCCUCUC
Messenger RNA from Dichomitus squalens LYAD-421 SS1, 1186 nucleotides. RefSeq lists its product as uncharacterized. The record is from RefSeq and is a predicted model, not a curated record. The transcript is spliced from 3 exons. Bases 68 to 1051 code for a protein of 327 amino acids. Gene Ontology annotation, cellular component: cytoplasm. Gene Ontology annotation, biological process: iron-sulfur cluster assembly. Gene Ontology annotation, molecular function: iron-sulfur cluster binding. Lineage: Eukaryota; Fungi; Basidiomycota; Agaricomycetes; Polyporales; Polyporaceae.